GGAGCUCAGUCUUUGGGCUGUGGUGUUCGUUCGGUUUCUAUCGAUCUGUGAGUGGGUGUGUGCACGCACUGAGGAUGUGAAAUCAGAGGUCAGAAGGAACGAGAAGACGAAAGUUAUCAGCUCAAAGUGAGAACCAUGGCCGCCUUCCAGCUGCUCUUCCCGCUGUUGGUCAGCUUCGUAGCGGCAUCCGCACGUCUUCCCCGCCAACUCCCAGCAUGCCAAGUUGUCCAGAUGGAUGUGUUUUGCAGCGACCUGAGCCUCAGAAGUGCCCCCGUCGACCUUCCUAAUGGCGUCCAAACGCUGGAUCUCUCUCGUAACCAGGUGCAGAAUCUCAGCCAGGAAACUCUGGCAUACCACACCGGCUUCCGUCAUCUGAACCUUCACUCCAACAAGAUCCACUUCAUCCAGCCGGGGCUCUUCAAAGACAUGACGGAUCUGAAGGUCUUGGAUCUGUCCAGAAAUCAUCUGAAUGUCUUCGCCCUCUCCAAAACCAACAUCGGGCCUCUGACGGCUGUGGAGUCACUGGAUCUGUCGAGCAACGGACUCUACACGGGGAUGUCGGACUAUUUCCUGGCGGAUUCUCCAUCGCUGGAGAACCUCUCUCUGAACAGCAACAGCAUCACCAAAAUAGCACAAACUACCUUCAGCGGAUCGUCGUCGUUGAGAAAAAUCGGCCUCCACAACAAUGUCAUCUUGGAGAUCGAAGACGGCGCUUUCGACUCCCUGUAUCGUCUCACUGAACUCGAUUUGUCCAAGAACUCGAUCACCUGCAUCACGGACUUCAAUCUCUGCAGCUUAAAAGUGCUCAAUCUCAGCAAGAACAGCAUUGAGCUUUUCAAAAGUGCAACGUCAGCGGAUUACUAUCACCUCCUAACACUCGAUCUGAGCGAAAACAAAAUGCAUUACUUUCCACUUUUACCCAGAAACAACCGGCUCGAAUACCUGGACAUCUCACGAAACCAACUUCAUACUGUCAACGUCACGGGAGCUGAGAAAAGAGUGUUUUUUUAUCAACUGAGAUACCUGGACAUGAGUUACAACCAACUCAAAAGCAUACCAGAGUCCUUUUUUUACUGCAUGAGAUCACUGGAGGUCUUGAACGUGAGCAAUAACUGCAUCAGCUCGUUCUCUGUCGUUAACGAAGGCCUUCUACGUUCGGUGAAGAUUAUCAACCUCAGCCAUAAUUCGCUGCAGAGCCUGACGUUCGGGGAAAACACUCUGCAAUCGUUGGAAGAGCUGCUCCUCUACGGAAACGACCUCGCCACCCUGGACCUUGGCAUAUUUCAAAGACUCCCAAGCAUCAAACACCUGCAGCUCCAGCAGAAUAAUCUGCAGAUCUGUUCUUCCGACCAAGACCUCCAGGAUCCUCCGGGUUGCGUCUCCUUUUCUUCUAUAUCGAGCUUGCAGUACUUGGACUUGUCUGAAAACAAUCUGAGGACUCUGCCUGCGAAUGCGUUUGCAAACACCCCUCUGAAGUUGCUGGACUUGUCCCUGAACCCGGGCUUGGAUAUGGAUAAAGACUCCCUCUCCGGUCUGGAGCAUUCCCUGGUCCACCUCCUCCUGAGGGAAAACAACAUUUCCAGUCUAAACACAGACUUGUCGUCGCUGAGGAGUCUCAAACACAUUGACCUGUCCACCAACCAGCUGACCGCUCUACCCAUGUGGAACAAAGACUCCUCCAUCGAGUCGCUGAACCUGCAGAACAACAACCUGGUCACUCUGGAGUACAGCACCAUGCUGGCCCUGGAGCACUCACUAAAAACCCUCUACAUGGGCUCAAACCCGCUGAGCUGCUGCAGCAACCUGGACUUCCUCCAGAUGGUGCAGCACUCGGCCGUGGUCGUUCCCGACAUCGAGACCGUGACCUGCGCUCACGAGGAGUACUCGGAGCCGGUCAACAUCGAGAAGGUGACCGACGAAAUGUGUCACAUACGGAGGGCCCAGAACUACGUUAUAGUUAUCGUGCUGAUCGUGGUAGCUGCAAUAAUCAUGUUGGUGCUACUGGUUAAAUGUUGCCAGUCGAGGAAACCGAAGCACAACCACCGAAGCUUCAACGCUUAAUGUGCCAUGAAGGAUUUAUAUAUUUGGCACUUGAUUGGUGGUUUUUAAACCAAAGACAGAAAAAAAAAAACAUGAAUGUUGUGGCUGCAAAGUCACUCAAAGACUUGACAAGGGACAAUUUAUUGCCUUGAUUUUGGUUUACCACUACCAUCUGUGCCACUAGAGUGAAUACAUUUCAAUGUAGUCAAAAGCAGAAGAAGCCUUUGUGAAGCUGAGAUGGGAGCAACCUGAUACGCUGAGACACCAAUGAAGAAGACACAUGCCACACUAUCUCCGAAAUGAAGACAAUAGAGUGCUGCAGGAAUGAGUCAGGAAAACCCGAAAAACCCUGUCGGCAUUUUUACACUUAAGUUCAAAGGUUUUUUUUGAAUGUGCUUUUAGUUAGAUGCCUGAAGUAAGGUCUGUGGUUAACUCAAGCUAAAGAGAUUUUAAUGUUUUUGUCACGACAUAAAAUAAAUCAGUAAAUACUCCUCUGGUGAAUUUAGAAGCUUUUAUGUGUCUAAAUAAGACAACUAAAUGUCAUCACUAGAACACUAGUCCUCCUUUAGCUUUGUUUAAACUACUGCCAAUGUAUUUUUGCCUCAAAAAUAGUGGUUUCCAUUUGUGAAGGUUAUAUAGUUAUCAUAAACUUAUAUUAGCCACAGAGCCUUUUUUUUGCAAUAAUCCAAUGGAGCUUUUUUUUGUCGAGGAAACCGGCGCGAUGCUAACUUCCUGGUUGGACUACAAAAAUACGUCAUCCUGCAGCACUUAAACAAACUGUUUAAGUGGGAAAUAUUUGCUUUUGGAGUUUUGGACUUUUAAAAGAACUGUAAAAGUAGAAGUUUCUUGCGGUUAGAAUCUAGUGGUCUUUCGACUGAAGCAGGAGUGUUUCCUGGGUUUUUUUCUCACAAGCCUCAUGCUAACCAGCAUAACUUUAUUGAAUGUAAAAGGAUUAAUCCACACUAUAACACUUCACCACCGUUGACCCUGCCAUAAAAUGCUAAAGGAAUAGUUUGAAUUGUAGGGAAAUACGCGUACUGGUUUUCUUACAGAGGCAGCAACAAAAUCCGCCUACCAGCUACUUUAAAGCUCACUAAUUAAAACGAUAUAUCUUGUUUAGUUUUCAGUCUUUAGCCUAACAGACUGCCAGCUUUAGCUUCAUAUUUACAGCAAAGAAAAAAGAGCAAUAUCUUCAAACUUUCAAAAAGAAAGCAAAUAAGCAUAUUUUCUCUCUUAAUAUUGAACUAUUCCUUUAAGUGUUGAUUGAUUGGUUCUUGAAAAUCCUGAUUAAAUAAGUGAGAGACAGAGAAAGAUGAAUAUGACUUAGCGAGAGUUUCGACACAAGAAUAAAGUCAGGGGUCUCAGAGUGGGAUUUUCCUUCAAGCUAAGAAUAAAGGAAGACAAACACUACAAAAGGUCAGGAAACAAAGUGCUCUAUUCAUGGACGAUGAAGGAUGAUUAAAUGAAGUAUAUAUGUAGGAUGUGAAAAACAGUUUUUAUAAAGCAAUCCAACCGGUCCCUUUACCCUUUUAUGUGGUUUGCACUUUACAUUUCUUGUGAUUGUGUCUUAUUCUGUGACUGUUUUUAACACUAAGAAUAAUUUUGUUACUACAAAAACUAAGCUGGAUAUUUUCUCUGUAUUGAUCCCAGAUCUGUGGUGCAAUACUUAAUGGACGCAAUAUCUAUUAAUUUGACAUGAAAAGCUGAAAGCUGGGCUAAGCACUGAAAUUAAUAACUGUGAUACAUUUGAUAUAGAAGUUUAAUAUACAUACUGUUUAUUUUUAGGGUGAUUAAAUGAAUAAAUGAGUGGGCCACACUGGGAUCCACAGUUUCAUUCAGGCUGAUUUUUUACAUUUCUCAUCCUGUGACUUUGUAAAGUCAUGUAAGCAAUAUUUUGUACCAAAUGAAGGCCAUUUUCUACAUGUAAACACUGUGUUUUUUGUCCAAAAACAUGUAAACCUCUGAACGUAGUACUCACACCAGCCCAUUUCUUGUCACUUCAUUUUUUGCUCUGUACAUUUUUUAUAAUGUUUGGAGUUUGUGGCAUGAAACAGCACUUAAGGAUAUGAGA
This is a messenger RNA of Anoplopoma fimbria (sablefish), 4111 nucleotides long. RefSeq names its product leucine rich repeat containing 32 (gene lrrc32). The record is from RefSeq and is a predicted model, not a curated record. NCBI's taxonomy places the organism in Eukaryota, Metazoa, Chordata, Actinopteri, Perciformes, Anoplopomatidae. Gene Ontology annotation, cellular component: extracellular matrix. Gene Ontology annotation, molecular function: protein binding.